ACCUGACUCCAAAUGAUCCUCAUUUCCAGAUCCAGCAUAAUGAAGAAAAAUCAAACAAACCUGACCGAAUUUAUCCUGGAUGGGUUUUCAGCGUUUCCAGAGUUGCAGACAGUUUUAUCUGUGGUGUUCCUUCUCAUGUACAUUCUAACCCUCUUGGGAAAUCUGGUGAUCAUCUCAGUCAUUGGAGUUGAUUGCAACCUCCAUGUUCCCAUGUAUUUCUUCCUUUCUGUUUUGUCCUUCUCUGAAACCUGUUACAGUUUAGUCAUUAUCCCUAAAAUGCUGGUCAAUUUGUUAGCCCGAAGUAAAACCAUCUCCUUUGCUGGAUGUGCUGCCCAAAUGUUCUUUUUCCUUGGACUGGGAGGAACAAAUUGCCUUAUUCUGACUGUCAUGGGGUAUGACCGUUUCCUUGCAAUAUGCUAUCCCUUGCGCUAUCCUGUCCUUAUGAAUGUUUGGGGGUUUUCCCAGCUUGUGGCCUUUUCCUGGGCUGUGGGGUUUCUCAUAUCCCUGACAGAAACAGUCCUAGUGUUCAGGUUGCCCUUCUGUGAUUCCCAUGUCAUUAGCCACUUCUUUUGUCACAUGAGGACCCUGGUCAGGCUAGCUUGCACUGAUGAUCACAUAACAGAAGGGGUGAUAGCUGCUAUCUCAAUUGUGGGCUUGUCUGUCAGCUUCAUGUUGAUCAUGCUGUCCUAUGUUUUCAUCCUCUCCACGAUCCUGCGCAUUCCUUCCACUGAUGGACGGCAUACAGCCUUCUCCACUUGCGCUUCCCACCUCAUUGUAGUGAUUGUGCAUUAUGGGUUUGCCUCCAUCAUUUAUUUCAAGCCAAACACGGCCAGUGCGCUAAACAAUGAUACGUUGCUGUCCAUUCCCUAUACCAUAAUUACUCCAUUUCUCAGCCCCAUGAUAUUUACCUUGAGGAACAAAGAAUUCAAAGUGGCCUUUAAAAGAGUUCUAGGUCUCCCUUAG
Candoia aspera is the source of this 963-nucleotide messenger RNA. Its product is annotated as olfactory receptor 10X1-like. NCBI's taxonomy places the organism in Eukaryota, Metazoa, Chordata, Lepidosauria, Squamata, Candoiidae. Gene Ontology annotation, cellular component: plasma membrane. The record is from RefSeq and is a predicted model, not a curated record. Gene Ontology annotation, biological process: detection of chemical stimulus involved in sensory perception of smell; G protein-coupled receptor signaling pathway. The transcript is spliced from 2 exons. The coding region runs from base 13 to 963 and encodes 316 amino acids. Gene Ontology annotation, molecular function: G protein-coupled receptor activity; olfactory receptor activity.